AUGACGUCACCAGCAGACAUCGACAACAUAACAGCUACAAAUUUGCCAUUGGUGGAUGCAAACGAAGAUGAAAUUCAAGUACCAGUGAAUCUACAAAUUGACUCUGGACGUGAACUGAAGGAAAAAAGGAACCGAAACGGACUCAUGUUGUCGGAACGGAGUGAAGCUGAAGCUGUAGUUGAAACCGAUGUUGGACAGAUAAAAAGUGGAAAUGGAAACGAACCUUCACCAGGAAUUGAAACUGAAACUGCAAGUCAUCGUCAUGAAAUCGAGAUGUACGAAAACAGUGGAAUGAGGAAUAUCAAUGGUAAUAAAUCAGUAUCGACCAAUUCUCGAGUCUCCUAUUCCAAUGUGGUGAAAAAUCAUUUUAAAUCAAGACCAACUGAUUCAGAAAGAACUAGGCCUACGCAGAACCUCAACCACGGGAACAAGCAGAAGUUAAACUCUGUAAUAAUAGGGACGAGCGGCGCUGCUGAUAACCUCAAGUCUGUGCGUCAGAAAUCAUUUUUCUUUGUUUCAAGAGUUUCACCAGAUGUGUCAUGUGACUCAGUAUUGAACUUCUUGGCUUCUAAAGGUGUUUCAGACAGUGAAUGCAUCCAAUUAAAAACUCGCCACAACUCCUAUUGCUCGUUCAAAGUGGGAGUUCCUUUAGAUGUAGCUGUUCUCGAACUGACGGCUAUUGAGAUUGUGGAUAUCUCCACCAUCCUAAUAUGUGUAUAUAGGUCUCCUGACGGAGCUUUUGAAUCUUUUGUCUACCAGCUCGAACUCUGCCUCGACUAUCUUAGCAGACUCUGUCCGAGGAAACUUGUUAUCUGUGGGGAUUUUAAUGUUCACCUAGAGCGCCAAUCUAGGGAGGAAGCUACUUUUGUCAACUUAUUGCGAAGCUACGGCCUCUAUGUAACUUCGAGACUUCCAACCCGUGGACUGGCUUGUUUGGAUGCAACAGCCACUAACAUAGACUCCUGGGACUACGAGGUAAAGGUGGUGAGUUCUGUGGUUGCCGACCAUGAUGGAGCAGUCCUCUUGAAGAUCAAGGCUGAUGAGGUAAGGUCAAAUACUUCCUAUGCAGAUAAGAACGUAGCCACUAAGAGAUUUAUUGAUAAGGAUAACCUGCCUUUGCUCAUAGACGAAUUAAAUAUCGUGGACUGGAACUGUUUAGGCCUACAACUCACUACAGAGCCUGAUACUGCAUUCAGGUUAUUUCUCGACUUGAUCCAGGAUAAGUUUGAUGUAGUGUAUCCGGUGAAAAUCUAUAAACUUGGUAGUAAAAAGACUAAAUGUACAGCCAUUGACAAAUCCUGGUACUCCUCUGACCUUAGGAAAUUGCGUUCCUUAGUGAUCUUAGUGCACGAUCAUUACAAACUUGCUGUUGACCUAAAUCAAAAAGUUAAAUUCUUUGCUCUAUAUUCUAAACUAAAGAAAGACUACAGUGCUAAAGUUAAGGAAGCAAAGAAAGUCAGCAAUGUAAACAAAAUAUUGAAGGCGUCCAAUACUUGUAAGGCUGCGUGGGAUGUCGUAAAUGAGCACAGGAGGUCCAGCCCUAGCCCUAAGAUAACUGCGUCCCCUGAUGUUUUUAAUGACUAUUUUGUCAGGAUAGCUGAUGAUAUCAUCAACAACCUCUCCUUGUUACAGCAUGAAGAUCCGGUUGCUGCAGUCACUGAUUAUGCCACUAAUCACACACUAACAAGUUGGACUGAGGUGAGUGAACGUUACAUUAUAAGUUUAGUGAAGGGCUUCAAAAACUCUGACAGCCAAGAUGUAAAUGGUAUCUCCUGUUCUAUACUUAAAGGUAUUAUACAUCUGAUAUGUACACCGCUAACUAAGCUAGUUAACUUGUGCUUACUAAAAGGGUCCUUUCCAGAUGUCCUAAAAGUUGCUAGGACCAUUCCAAUCUUUAAAAAGGGAGAUCCCUCAGAUCCGUCUAACUACCGCCCCAUAUCUAUCUUGCCGGUGUUCUCUAAGGUACUUGAGACUGUGAUGAAGAGGCAGCUAGUUAAAUAUUUUGAAGAUAACAACUUGCUUUCGGAUGCCCAGCACGGAUUCCGAAGUGGGCGCUCAACUACUACAGCCCUAAUGAAUCUGACUGACCUCAUCUCAGAUGCCUUUGAGUGCAAUGACUCAGUCAUGCUGAGGUUAUGCGAUCUGAGUAAGGCAUUCGAUGUUGUUUCCCACAACAUCCUUUUAGGGAAACUGAAAAAAUAUGGUAUUGGUGGUACAGUGUUGUGCUCUUUGCAGAAGUAUUUAGAAAAUCGUAGGCAAUUUGUAUCAGUGAACGGAGUGUCCUCAAAUGUCCAGGUUGUUCCCCAUGGCGUUCCUCAAGGUUCGGUGUUAGGCCCUCUACUGUUUAGCAUCAUGAUUAACGACCUUUGGCUAAACGGCUGCACCCUCCUCUUUGCAGACGACACCACUCUGGUGACUAGAGGGAAAGACAUUAACCUGUUGAGGGAUACAGCGGACGAGUUGUUUGUUGAGGCUAAGUCCUGGUUUGUUGCUAAUCGCUUCAAAAUAAAUUAUGAGAAGACUCAAUCUCUGAUGUGCACCCUCAAGUCGAGGACUGAUCAUGAGGAAGCUGUGAAGUUCCUUGGGUUUUGGCUGGACUCUAGGCUAAACUGGUCUAACCACAUUGAUAAGGUAUGCGUUAGGUUAUCCAGAGUUCUCUAUCUGCUAAGGAAACUCCGAGAUGAAAUCACUAAGACCUAUCUGGUAACCAUAUACCAUGCCUUAUUUCAUAGCCAUUUGAUGUACGGAAUAGUGCUCUGGGGACACUCCCCUGCAUGCCAUGAGAUACUUCUGCUACAAAAAAAAGCUGUGAGGGUGAUAACAUCUAAAGGCCCAAGAGAACAUUGCCGACCCAUCUUCAAAGAAUUGGGAAUCCUCACAGUGGUGAGCCAGUACGUACUUAAUAUUCUGGUCUUGCUAAAGGAAAACCUAAGUGAUUUUGUGACCCGAGGUGAUAGGCAUGAGUAUGGAAUAAGAAGGGCCCAUGACCUGGAUAUGCCUCGCUGCCGCUUGAGCCAUACCUUAAGGCGAUACCCCCGAUCGGCUAUCAAAAUCUACAACUCCCUUCCAAACCACCUAAGGAACCUUGACGGUACAGCGUUUAAGUCCGAGCUGAAGAACUUGCUCACAAAUAGGCCCCUGUAUAGUCUUGACGAGUUGUAA
Macrosteles quadrilineatus (aster leafhopper) is the source of this 3162-nucleotide messenger RNA. RefSeq lists its product as uncharacterized. The record is from RefSeq and is a predicted model, not a curated record. NCBI's taxonomy places the organism in Eukaryota, Metazoa, Arthropoda, Insecta, Hemiptera, Cicadellidae. The coding region runs from base 1 to 3162 and encodes 1053 amino acids. The transcript is spliced from 2 exons.